AUGGCAAACCCCCAUAACAACAACAAUAACAACCAGCAGGCUCCCUUUUGGGAAUUCCUGCAAUCAUUUGGUCCAGCUGGAGGCAUGAGGGCCGGUGUUGGUAUUGAUCAUGCUAACCUCGGAUCUCAAUUCCCUCAUGGAUUCAAUCCCUUUGACCCUACUCAAAUGAACGCGAACAACCCAUGGCUCCACGGCUGGGGCAACGGAUGGGGUCGCGGAGCUGGAGCUUGGGGUCCUCACGGAUGGCCUAACAGAGACAGCUUCCAGCGUUACCGUGAUGUACCCGAGUCCGGUAGGGAAGAUGAACAAGGCGAACAUGAGACGGAGGGUUCUCCUGACACCAUGAGACACACUCCGGACGCCGAAUCAUUCGACGACGAAGACUACCCUGACCACCCACCGCAUGCUCCGGGAUCGUUCCCACACCCGCACCCGCCACCACCCACCGGGGAAUACCCUCACCCUCCUCCUCCCCCACCGGGUGCCCCGAAUCACCCACGUCACCCGGGUUUCCACCGCGGCCACCCCCAUCACUUCGGUGGUCACCGCGGACGAGGAGGUCGAUUUGGACAUGGUGGACGCUUCGGACGAAACCCACCUCCAGCCUAUAGUGGCCCAUGGGACUUUCGCCCAUUGAUGCACGCUUUCUCUACCCACCCCUUCGCCCAGGCUUUCAGAGACUACAUGGACCGAACUCGUAACGACCCUACGGGCGAGUCGUUUGAGAACCAUGAAGAGGCUUUUGUCCCACCCGUCGACACCUUCAACACCGAAAAGGCAUACGUCCUUCACGUGUCACUCCCCGGAGCCCUCAAAGAGGAUAUCGCGGUGAAUUGGGAUGGUGAAAAGGUCAUCAUCUCGGGUGUUGUCCACCGUCCAGGGAACGAAGUAUUCAUCCAGUCAUUAAUUUCCAGCGAGAGAAAGGUUGGUAUGUUUAAGAGGAACGUCAGACUACCACCCCCCGGAAGUAAUGACAAGGAAGAUGUCGACGGCCUGGGUAUCACCGCCAAGAUGGAGAAUGGUAUUCUCAUUGUAACUGUUCCCAAGUCCGAGAAGGAGUGGACUGAGAUCCACAAGGUCGACAUCGAAUAA
Hypoxylon trugodes is the source of this 1092-nucleotide messenger RNA. RefSeq names its product HSP20-like chaperone. The coding region runs from base 1 to 1092 and encodes 363 amino acids. The record is from RefSeq and is a predicted model, not a curated record. Lineage: Eukaryota; Fungi; Ascomycota; Sordariomycetes; Xylariales; Hypoxylaceae. The transcript has a single exon. Gene Ontology annotation, biological process: protein folding; response to heat; response to hydrogen peroxide.